CAGUUUAGGAAGGCGCGGAGAGACCGCGUCCCAUCAAUAUAGCAAAAACGAUAACCCAUAUAAAAUUGGAGGGGACGCUACUCCAUCUGUCCAGCAUCUCAGAUCUUUAUUUCUUCCUCUUCAUUUGGUUUUCUACUGAACAAAAAAAUGGGCGGUGGGAAAGACAAGCAGCACGAAGACGAAGCAGCAGACAAGGGGCUUUUUAGUCAACUUGCACACGGACUCGGAGGAGGUUCUUACCCGCCUCAGCAUGGGUACCCUUCCCAACACGGCGGCUACCCUCCCCAGCAAGGCGGCUACCCGCCCCAGCACGGCGGCUAUCCUCCCCAGCAGGGCGGCUACCCUCCACAAGGUUACCCGCCCCAGCAGGGUGGAUAUCCACCGCAAGGGUACCCGCCGCAGCAGGGAUAUCCUCCCCAAGGAUACCCGCCUCAACAGGGGUACCCACCGUCUGGGUAUCCUCAGCCUGGCCAUCAGGGCUCAUCUGGACACCAUGGCGUAGGGACGUUGCUGGCUGGUGGUGCAGCCGCUGCUGCAGCUGCUGCUGGUGUUCACCAUCUCACUCAAGGUGGUCAGCAUGGCCAAGGUUCUCACGGUUCUUAUGGUUCUCAUGGUAUGCUUCCUGGCGGUUAUGGUGCUCACAAUGUUGGUCACGGCUUUGCAUCACAUGGCGGGAAGCAUGGCAAGUUCAAGCAGGGGAAAUUCGGGAAGCAUAAGAAAGGCAAGUUCGGCAAGCACGGUGGAGGCAAGUUCAAGAAAUGGAAGUGAUGCGUAUCAUACUGAUCUUAUGGAUAAAUAAAUAAGCUGUCAAUUACGAUAUGUGGUUCGAUGGAAGUCCGUUAUGUGUUUAAUUCUGCAGAAUUUGAACCAUCUGUUUUUUCCUUAUGACUUUGAUUCUAUAUAUGUUGACUCCUUGGCCAUUUGACCCGCAUUGUUAUUAUUUCUUCUUGUAGAAAUGCGAUUGUUUAUGUCUGAGUUUUACACA
Molecule: messenger RNA, 985 nt
Organism: Pyrus x bretschneideri (Chinese white pear)
Lineage: Eukaryota; Viridiplantae; Streptophyta; Magnoliopsida; Rosales; Rosaceae
Product: glycine-rich protein A3-like
Exons: 2
Coding region: 148-768 (206 amino acids)
Source: RefSeq, a predicted model, not a curated record